This is a messenger RNA of Ostertagia ostertagi, 528 nucleotides long. Lineage: Eukaryota; Metazoa; Nematoda; Chromadorea; Rhabditida; Trichostrongylidae. The record is from the annotation of a GenBank genome assembly.
AUGUCGAUUGCGAUUGUUCAAGCGGGUACCAUCAUCUAUGACACUCCAGCGACAUUAGACAAACUCGAACGUCUCACUAAGGAAGCCGCAGACAAGGGAGCAAAACUUGUGCUCUUCCCAGAAGCAUUUGUCGGCGGAUAUCCGAAAGGUAUGGACUUUGGAAUCGUUGUCGGUCAUCAUUCGCCAGAAGGCUCUGAAGAGUUUAGGAAAUAUUACAACUCGGCCAUCGAAGAACAUGGUUCAGAGUCGGACCGCAUAGCCAAAAUGGCUUCCAGCUACAAGAUCAUCAUGGUAGUCGGAGUAAUAGAGCGAGAUGGUGGCACUCUCUACUGCUCGAUCUUCUACUACGGGCCUGAUGGAUACAUGGGAAAACACCGAAAGCUGAUGCCAACAGAGUUAGAGCGAUGUAUUUGGGGAUUCGGAGAUGGUUCAACGAUGCCGGUAUUUGACACUCCGCUGGGAAAGAUUGGUGGAGCGAUUUGCUGGGAGAAUUACAUGCCGUUGUACCGUGUGACUCUAUACAGCAAA